AUUUUGUCAUUACGUGUUACAUUUUGACACCAUUUGCAUUCUUAUUCACUGUUGUCUUCUGGAAUGAAGCGUUCACCAGACUGACAACUCCAGCUGACAACUGUUGCAAGAGGGAGGGCGUGGUUAAAGUAAAGAAUAAUGUAAAACACACACACACACAUCAGACUGUGUUAAGGAGCCUGAUAAUUCACCUAUGCUGUUGUGAGUAGGAAUAAAGUGACAAGAGAACAUUUUUGAGGACUAUACAUCCUUCUGCCAAGCAUGGUUCAGAAAGUAGCCAUCAUCGGUGCUGGGAUUUCGGGUCUGACCAGCAUCAAAUGUUGUUUGGAAGAAGGUCUGGAGCCCACCUGCUUUGAGAGCGGUCCUGAAAUUGGCGGGCUAUGGAGAUUCAAGGAGGAACCCGAACCCGGGCGGGCCAACAUCUACGAGUCAGUGGUCAUCAACAGUUCUAAGGAGAGGAUGGCCUACAGUGACUUCCCACCUCCUGCAGAGCUCCCCAACAACAUGCACCACUCGGAGGUGCUGCUUUACCUGCGACUCUACGCUCAGAACUUCCAGCUACUGCGGCACAUCCGCUUUCAGACCUCCGUAGUGAACGUUAGACAGACUGCGGACUUUGCCGAUACCGGUCGGUGGACGGUAGAGACGGAGGGACGCGACGGCCGACGGACGAGCGAGCUGUUUGACGCCGUGAUGGUCUGCACGGGACAUUUCACCACACCCCACCUGCCAUUCAAAGACUUUCCAGGUAUAGAGAGCUUCAACGGAAAGUACUUCCACAGCUGGGAGUACCGAAACGCUGAGGGCAUGCAGGGGAAAAAAGUGGUCGUCGUCGGGAUCGGGAGUUCCGGAGGCGACAUUGCGGUGGAUAUCAGCCGGGUUGCUGAAAAGGUGUACCUGAGCUCGAGGAGCGGCGCAUGGGUGGUGAGCCGGGUAGGACCCUGGGGCCUCCCGGUAGACAUGAUGUACGCCUCCCGCGUGGAUGUGAUGCUGCAAAGACUUUUCCCUUCUCUUAGCAGCAGGAAGGCGGAGAAGAUGUUCAACCGGGUUUUUAAUCAUGAGCUCUAUGGACUGAAGCCACGACAUGGGAUUUUCGAGCAAAACGCAGUGGUGAGUGACGACCUACCGGCUCGGAUCAUCUCCGGUCGCGUUCGUUUGAAGGGGAACGUCAAGGAGUUCCGUGGAUCCACUUUGGUCUUUUCUGACGGCAGCGCUGUAGACCAGGUGGACGUGGUGGUGUUCGCCACGGGGUACAACUACAGUUUCCCCUUCCUACCUCCGACCCUGCAGGAGAAGUCGGGUUACCGCCUGUGCCUCUACAAGCAUGUGUUCCCACCCAGUCUGUCCAGACCCACGCUGGCCGUGGUGGGCUUUAUCCACGGCCUGGGGUCUAUAACACCAUUGGCAGAGAUACAAGCUCGUUGGGCUACCAGAGUUUUCAAAGGUUUAGCACGUUUACCGACCAAAGAGAGAAUGCUGGAUGAAGUUGCGUCAGAAACAGAAACCAUGCACAAGAGGUACGCCUGCUCCGAGCGAACCCCCAUCCAGGUGGACUACAUGCCCUACCUGGACUCAGUGGCAUCUCAGAUCAGGGUUAAACCAAACAUAGCACUGCUGCUUCUGACCGAUCCCAAAUUGGCGUUCCAGGUGCUGUUUGGACCUUGCACGUCCUAUCAGUACCGACUGAACGGGCCAGGUCGCUGGACUGGGGCUCGCCAGGCAAUCCUCUCUCAGUGGGACCGGGUCGUUUGGCCAUUCAACACAAAAUUGGCACCGAAAGCACUUAAGAUCCGAUUGGUGCCGAGACCAAGGACGCCAUCCAAAUUGAGCAUGGUGCUUUUCUCGAGUGCAGCUCUGCUGUACUGCUUCAUCUACAAUACAUAACAGUCUCUGUCUUCCAGGACUUGAAACAUUCAAAGUUAGCAUACUGCUAAAUGUUUACAGUCAUACGCUGCUAGACAGUAACUACAUUACCUCAAGCAAGCGCACUUUGUGUGAGGCAACAUAUUUAAAAUAAAAUUUAUAAAAUGAAAACUCGUUGGCUGGGAAA
Messenger RNA from Syngnathus acus (greater pipefish), 2050 nucleotides. Its product is annotated as flavin-containing monooxygenase 5-like. NCBI's taxonomy places the organism in Eukaryota, Metazoa, Chordata, Actinopteri, Syngnathiformes, Syngnathidae. The record is from RefSeq and is a predicted model, not a curated record. The transcript has 10 exons. Gene Ontology annotation, molecular function: flavin adenine dinucleotide binding; NADP binding; N,N-dimethylaniline monooxygenase activity. Bases 262 to 1884 code for a protein of 540 amino acids.